CUUUCGGAGAGGAGAGGGUCUGACCUGCGCACGCAUCGCCGACACACUCGCGCCUGCUCUCACGCGCUGGUGUGCUCUACCUUUUUGGAGCAGCUCGAGACCUCUAAAAAAAGCAACAUGAGCAGCUCGGUGACAUCCGAAGAAGCGACGCAGAAGUCGGUCUUCGUUUAGAGCUUUCCUCCUCCUCCUCAUCAUCAUCAUCAUCAUCAGUCACCCGCUACAGACUUUGCUGCGGCCGCUCCGCGCGCACUGCGGCGCUUUGAAAACUUCGGAACAACAGGGCGCGCGGCCACUCCUCCUCUGGUCCGCUGUGGCAGGAAUGAUGCUCGCGCUCACCUUCACCUGUCGCGCGCUGCUCGUCUUCCUGCUGUCCGACCCGGUCCGGACCGACAGAACAGCGCCUUUCCUGAUCACACAGAACAUGUGGCCUCGCGGCUGUGUCCUGGACUGCCAGAGGGGGCGUCACAGAUCCGUGUGUGGCAGCAACGGCAGGUUGUAUAAAUCUCUGUGCGCCUUCCAGAGGGCCCAGUGCAUCAACACGCAGCUCCGCGUCGCCCCACAAGCACACUGCUCAGAUCCGAGUCUGUCCAAAUGCCAGCUGGCCCGCGCUCAGGCCCUGGAGGCCAGUGCCCACAACAGUCACGUUAGCCCAGGAGCUGCCAUCUUUGUGCCUGAGUGCAGUCCGGACGGUCACUUCCUGCCAGUGCAGUGCCACAGCCAGACCGGAUACUGCUGGUGCUCCAUGCCAGAUGGCAAACCUGUCAGCGGGACCUCGGUCCUCCAUCUCACCCCCAACUGCACUGAUCACGUCGCCAUGUUGGCUCAGACCAUUGAUGCAGAUACAGCUUCAAUCAAAGAUGAUGUUGGUGAACCUGGGCCUACAAUGGAUCCCAGAAAACAUGCAGAGCUGACUGCUCCUCCGAUCUGGGUGAACAUCCUGAUGAACUCUGACCCCAAAGGCAAGCGCUCCGUCAGACGACCCACUGACAGUGCUCAGACGUGUGAUCGUGAGCGAGCGUCGAGGCUCUCUCAGAAGACUUCAUCCUGGCAGGAUGAGCGUUUCAUCCCAGAAUGCAGUGCAGACGGCCGCUAUAACCCCGUGCAGUGUUACGCUGAUACAGGUUACUGUUGGUGUGUCAGGGUGGACAGCGGCAGGCCGGUACCAGGCACCUCUGCAAGGAAUCACAUCCCAGAGUGCCAUGGGGCCAAGGAGGCACCAACACACAGGAGGUACGGGGAAAAACCUCUGCCUGGGUGUCCCGGAGCUCGUAAGAAGCAGUUCCUACAGAGUCUGGUUAGAGCUCUGCAGCUGGAAGCAGAGCAUGCUGGAAGUUUGAGUCCCUACCAAGCAUCAAACACCCCUCCCUCCAGCUCUCCCUCUUCAUCUUUGAACGCUCCAACCUCCGCCACCCCUUCCUCCUCCACUCUGGACGUGUCUUCAACUGCUGCUCUGCAGGCUGUAGAGGCCUCCGGGCCAGAGGUUGUGCUAGGGUGGCACUUCAGUCAGCUGGACAUGGACUCCAGUGGGGUGCUGAGCAAACACGAAGCUCGACCUCUGCGGCAGUUCCUGCGACAGAGGCUGAAGCCGCGACGGUGCGCCAAGAAGUUUGCUCAGUACUGUGACAGGGACAGAGACCGAGGCCUGACGCUGGACGAGCUGAUGGUCUGCCUGGGCCUCUGAGACAGGGAGCAACCAGACAUAUCACCCGCUGCCAAAGGCCCACUCCUCUGCUACCACUUCACUGUCACCUUUCAAGGUUGUAUUUAUUCAUCCAUUAAAUGAAAAUGAACAUGGAAGGACUCCAGCUGCCUCUGGCUGUAUUAGUGUCCCCGUACUGUAUCUAUGAUAUAACCCUUAUAGUCACUCCAAGUCGACUGUCAACUUCAAAAUAAGGAACUUAGGGUGAAGAGUGGAAUUGGGCCUCACUCUUGGUGACUUCUCCUUCCCAAACAUCCUCACCUCCUUCCCUAAAUCCUUGCUUCUUUCUCUUCAUCCCUCUCUGCUUUGUAUAUACUUUGCUUAUUUUAUAUACAUAUUGCCAAGAUAUUGAUGUAACAUAUUUUGAUACACAUUUUGAUCAAUGGUAAAUUCAUGAUUUUUUAUCCAACCUUUGUACAACAUAUCAGUCUGCAGCACUUUCCUUGACACUACAUUGUUUUCUGAUUGAUUGAUUGAUUGAUUGAUUGAUUGAUUGAUUGAUUGAUUGAUAAAAGUCAUUUCCAGCUUUUGAUUACCUGAUUGUUUGUAAAUGUUCUUUCAAUAAAUGGA
Perca flavescens (yellow perch) is the source of this 2269-nucleotide messenger RNA. RefSeq names its product SPARC-related modular calcium-binding protein 1. Bases 320 to 1681 code for a protein of 453 amino acids. Gene Ontology annotation, molecular function: calcium ion binding; heparin binding; protein binding. Gene Ontology annotation, biological process: extracellular matrix organization. The record is from RefSeq and is a predicted model, not a curated record. The transcript is spliced from 11 exons. NCBI's taxonomy places the organism in Eukaryota, Metazoa, Chordata, Actinopteri, Perciformes, Percidae. Gene Ontology annotation, cellular component: basement membrane.